Messenger RNA from Cucurbita pepo subsp. pepo (vegetable marrow), 2198 nucleotides. RefSeq names its product germin-like protein subfamily T member 2. Gene Ontology annotation, molecular function: manganese ion binding. Lineage: Eukaryota; Viridiplantae; Streptophyta; Magnoliopsida; Cucurbitales; Cucurbitaceae. The record is from RefSeq and is a predicted model, not a curated record.
CUGUCUGUUGUUAAUAGAGUUAGAAUAUUGACUUGAGUGUAAGGACUUUUAGGAGGGGUGUUUUGGAUCAUUUGUGUAAUUCUAGAGUAAAAAGGAGCCCAUGUUUGAUAGUUAGUGAGUAGAUUUACUUAGUUCAGAGUAUGAAUGCGUUGAUUUCAUGUUACACAGUAAGCUUUCAUGGCCUUUAUAGCUUGAGCCACCUACCGAAUACGAGUAGAAGCCUAAUCUUUAUAACGUAUUCUCUGGUACAAUCUGAAUACAUUGUUUUAGAACUCAGAACUUUUCACCUUUAGACUUGGUUAUUUGUUAGACAUGGUUAUUUUAAUACUCAUUUAAAAAGCGUAUUUGUUUGUUUUGAAUUCCUUUUCGAGAUUUACACUCACAAUAUUUUUUGUUUGGUAAGGUUUUACUUUCGAAGAAAACAAUUUUUAAAUCUUAACCAUUUUUUAAGUCAGAAAGACUAUUUCUUACCACUUGAUCAUUUCAUUAAUUUGACUUGUAAUUCUAUUAUAUUUUUAAAGAGAGAUUUAAUCACACGCAUCUUACAUGGUCAAUAAUUAUUUGUUGUGCAUCUUUCAAAGGAAGAUAAUUAAAUAUGUCUAGUGAACAAAUGUUAACUAUUAUUACGUUCUUUGAGUGAUUGUUUAUAGGUUUGUCAUGAUUAUUUUAUAAAGCUUUACCCCAUACUAUUGAUUUUUUCCAACUCGUGAACCAAUUGGCUUUGAACCUUGAUAGUAACACUCGUGAAAUUUAAUCACGUUGACCUGGCUCCUGGGGAUUCUUCCUGUGAUAUUGCUUAUUAAAAUCAGCUCUUUCUUUGUAAUCGCUUAUGUCAAGCUAAUGGCCAUGUUCUGUCAUUAAAGAGAGGUUGGGCUGUUGCAAUAAAAAAAGGGUUAGGGAAGAAAAUUGGUGUCCUUUUUAGGGAAAAACUUGGACAAGGAGGAGUAAAAAAGUUAGGAUGUUACCAGGUCAAUGCUGAAUAUGAGACUGAAUCAAAUCCCAACGCCUAUUUCUUUAUCCUUGUCCAAACCCAACUAACACUAUGGAUUUUUCUGGAUUAAGACUCUGUUAAUCUUAGUUUUAAGCUUUUAUUAUUUGUAAGGUCAGCUUGGAAGGCUCCCCAACAGAUUAUGUCCAUAUCAUUAUAAUUUUUCCAUUGACAUAUUGCUUGAGAAAGAAGAGUUGAAGGAGACAGGUAAUCCAGGAAAAGUAUUUAAGAGGUCUCUGUAACGCUCUUAAACUAUCUCCAUUAGCAAGCUUGAGCUAAUUCUCUUUCUGGGACUAAACUGCUUGGCCACCAUGAUUGCUUUGACAAGCUCACCUUUGAACAUGCUUGGUUGCUUCAUUAUAUUGUUGCUUCUUCCUUAUCACUCUUUGUCAGCUGAUCCUGAUCCGUUGCAGGACUUCUGUGUUGCUGAUUUAAAUGCUACUGUAUCUCUUAAUGGCUUCCCUUGCAAGCCAGUUGCAGAAGUUACUUCAGAUGAUUUCUUCUUUGAUGGAUUGAGCAAAGAGGGCAACACAGACAAUCCUUUCGGUUUUGCUGUUGCACAAGGAAAUGUUCUUUCAUUUCCAGGACUCAAUACGCUUGGGAUAUCCAUGAACCGUGUCGACCUUGCUCCUGGAGGAAUAAAUGCACCUCACUCGCACCCUCGUGCCACUGAAAGCAUUGUCGUUAUUAAAGGGAAGGUUCUUGUUGGGUUUGUGUCAACAAGUAAUGUGUACUUUUACAAGGUUUUGACUGUAGGGCAGAUGUUUGUCAUUCCCAGAGGACUUAUUCAUUUCCAGUAUAAUGUUGGACAUAGCAAAGCAAUUCUGCUCACAGCUUUCAACAGUCAGUUGCCCGGGGCUGUGAUCGUCUCUCGAACUUUAUUCGCUUCAAAUCCUCCAAUUCCCAAUCAAAUUCUGACCAAGACCUUCCGAGUCGAUGAUGAUGUUAUCAACAGCAUAAAGUCCAAGUUUGCUUAGUUUCAUUCUCAAUUUGCCCACUUAUCUACUGGUUGCGUUCUUUUCUUCCUUGCCAUUAGUAAUCUCAGUCACAUUCCUAUAUAGUGAAUGACCUUUACUGCUUAGAAGGCAGUCAUGUAAUAAUAAUUUAUGUAGUUUAUUUGUUACUGAUACUUUCCCUUCCUUCUGUCCCAUAAAGUGUCGAAGGUGAUAUAACAAUGUGUAUCAUAUCAUUACACUUCAAAUAAUCAGAA